Molecule: messenger RNA, 2015 nt
Organism: Chlamydomonas reinhardtii
Lineage: Eukaryota; Viridiplantae; Chlorophyta; Chlorophyceae; Chlamydomonadales; Chlamydomonadaceae
Exons: 7
Coding region: 27-1892 (621 amino acids)
Source: RefSeq, a predicted model, not a curated record
AAUUACAGUAGUCGCACCCUGAAGACAUGGAGCUCGCGCUCAACCGCGACCUACUGCAUUCGCAGUUCAGCAGCUGGAGACUGCAACCACUCGCUUCCGUUAAGCGACAUGACCUGGAGUUAUAUGGACACGCUGCUGGCAUCGUGUCUAGCUCGGUGGACUUCCUGCACACGCAGGCUUCCGUGACCCGGAACCACGUCCUGCAGAGCGAGGGCCGCCUGUUUGUGUUCACGCAGCAGGACGGGUCGGCGGCGCACCGCGUCUUUGAGCUGCUGCCUGUGCCGAAUGCGGAUGCGGGCCUGCUACCGAUGCAGGUCGCGGAGCUGACGGGCGGCGCGGGUGCGGAGGCUGUGGGCGGCUCGGUGGAGGCGGUGCUGGACUGUAGCCUGGCAGUGGUGGCGCCGCACGCGCAGCAGCCUGCGCAGCAGGAGCCCGGUGCAGGCGCCGCCGGCACCACCACCGGAGCGGCGCCCACCGACCGGCAGCAGCCGUCUCAGUACGAGUCGGCGCGGCCCUUCCAGGUGCUGCUGUCACGUGGCCACGGCGACCUGGUGCUGGUGCGGGUGCCGGCCGGCGGCGGCGGCAACAGCGGCGGCAACAGCGGCGGCAGCGGCUCGGCGGCUCAGAUGAGCAAUCCAGUGUUCCCGGUGCGGCCGCGCGCCCCGCUGGCCGGGGUCCGGCCUGUGACUCUGGAGGCCGCCGUGGAGCACGCCAAUGGCGACAUCACGGCUGUGGUCUGGGCCAUUCGCAGCCGUGGCGCCUCCACCCCCGGGUGCUGCGAGCUGUUCGCGGUGACGCUGCGGCCGGGCGUGGACGCGGAGGGGCGGCUGCGGCUGGAGACGCUCGGGGUGCAACUGCUCCUGCGUACCAAGCUGGCGCCCUACGUGGUACGGGUAUACGCCGCUGCUGCCGGUGCCGCGCCGGUCGCGGUGGUGGGGUUUGACCCCAACACGGCGGGGCUUGAGGAGGAGGACGAGGAGGACGCAUCGCAGGCUCCAGGGCCCAGCGGCAAGCCCUCGGUGGCGGCCAUGGAGGCAGCGGCGGCGGCCGACGACGCCGCCAACGCGCCACCCGCUGCCGGCGACGACGACGACGACAUGGACCCGCGCACUCUGGAGCAGGCGGUGGCUCGGCUGGCGCACCUGACCAGCAGUGAGAGGGACAAGGCGGUGCCGCUGGCGCAGUGGGCCGACCUGUACAAGGAGAGCGGGCCGGACGGCGUUGGGGCCAUGGGCGGGGAGCCGGUGCUGGACCUGGCGGCGUGGCGGCUGGGCGGCGGCGCGGGCGGCAGCACCGACAAGACGCAGCGGCCCUACUGGCGCCUGUCCUGUCACGCGCACCGGCUGCUGACAGCGGAUGGCCCGCUGCGGGCGCCGGCGGCGGCCACGGCCGCGGCCCGGCCGGCGCUGCUGCUGGGCGUGACCGAUGAUGUGGACUGCGCCGUGGUGCGGCUGGACGUGGGCGCGCAGGGGGCUGGAGGCGACGCAGGCGCCUCAGACCCAGCGCCGCAGGUGACGCACGCGGUCAGCAUCCCCGCCCUGGCCUACGUGGCCGCCGGCAAGACCUACAAGCGCCACCUACUGCUGGGCAGCGCAGGCACUGGCUGCAGCAGCGGCAGCGCCAGUAGCAGCGGUGCCGGCGGGGUGCUGUCUGCGGUGCUGGUGGAGAGUCAGCGCUUCAUGUACGUGUACGGCUUCACGAGCUCCAGGGAGGAGUACGGGCGGCAGCAGGUGGUGGAGCUGGGGCUGGAGGAGGGCGAGAGCGUGCUGGGGGCGCGGCUGGUGGAGGUGGCGGCGGCGCAGGGCACGGAGGGGGGGCCCGGGGCGGGCGGUGCGCUUGUGGUGGUGGCGACGCAGCGGCGGCUGCUGUCGUACCGUCUGACUUGGCGUUGAGUGGUGCGGCGGUGGUGCGGAGGAAGAGGUCCCGGGCGUUUCAUGCAUCGGCACAUUGCGUUGUGUGGAGUACCGUAGCCGGUUUCGAACUGUGUGUGUUGUGGAAUCUCCAAUCCUUCCAGG